This is a messenger RNA of Gryllus bimaculatus (two-spotted cricket), 393 nucleotides long. NCBI's taxonomy places the organism in Eukaryota, Metazoa, Arthropoda, Insecta, Orthoptera, Gryllidae. The record is from the annotation of a GenBank genome assembly.
AUGCCAGCGUCCCGGCACGCGCCGCCGCUCGCGCCUGCCCUCGCUCGAGCGCGCCCAUGCGGCGCCCGCCAGCUGCGCUGCCCCGACGCCGUGCUCGGACCAGAGCGACGGCCUCCGCGGAUGUCGCGUCGUGAUGGGCAAGGCCGGUCCACGCCGCCAGACGGCCGCCGCUGCCGCGCGCGGCCGCGCCCGCCCCGCCACCGGCGCACGCUCCGCGCCUGCUUGCCAUCAAGAAGGAGUCGCCCGACGACGAGAUCAAGAUUUGAGAACAGCUGCACAAAUGCAUCAUAUUUAUUAUCUUAUGUUUUGCUUGUAUCAUAUUCACUACAAGAAUUAUUUGCUGAAAGAAAUGUUGUACGAGUCUCUUCCAGGACGGGCAAUAGCAUUCGUUGA